Messenger RNA from Wasmannia auropunctata (little fire ant), 976 nucleotides. Its product is annotated as mitochondrial import receptor subunit TOM40 homolog 1-like. NCBI's taxonomy places the organism in Eukaryota, Metazoa, Arthropoda, Insecta, Hymenoptera, Formicidae. Gene Ontology annotation, cellular component: mitochondrial outer membrane; mitochondrial outer membrane translocase complex. Gene Ontology annotation, biological process: protein import into mitochondrial matrix. Bases 1 to 933 code for a protein of 310 amino acids. Gene Ontology annotation, molecular function: transmembrane protein transporter activity. The record is from RefSeq and is a predicted model, not a curated record. The transcript has a single exon.
AUGACCCCGGUAAAUCUGGACGAACCGCCAUGCGUUCCCUGCUUCGAGGAUGUGGACUGGAAGCCCGGCAAUCCCAGCAGCUUCGAGGACCUUCACGCGAAAACCAAGGACCUCUAUCCGCAGAACUUCGAGGGCGCGUACCUGCUGCUGAGGAAAGUCCUGAGCAGGCACUUCAACGUGACUUACAAGCUGACCCUGAGCUCCGUGACGCCGUACGGCCUCAAAUUCGGCGUGAAUUACGUCGGCUCCAAGCGGGUGGGGCUCGUGGAGCGGUACCCGGUGAUCUCGGGCGAGAUCACGCCCGCCGGCAACAUGAGCGCUGGCUUCAUGCACACGUUCGGCUGCAGAUACCGAUUCAAGUUCGCCACGCAGAUCGUCGGCAAGCGGUACAAGGCGUUCAGCUCCGGUCUGGAGUACCGCUCGGACGACUGCACCGUGGCGCUCACCCUGGCGAAUCCGGACCCCGCGAGGCUGCACGGCACGGUGGUGCUGCACUACCUGCAGGCGAUCACGCCGAGGAUCACCCUCGGCACGGAGAUCGCGUGUCUACGCGGUUCCCUGAUACCCGGCGGCCAGCAGACGGUGAUGUGCGCCGCCUUCCGGCACAGCACCGGCCCCAGCACGCUCUCCGCCACGUUCGGCGAGGCCGGCAUCCACGUGUGCUACCAUCGGCAGGCGAGCGAGCAGCUGCAGCUCGGCGUCGAGAUCGAGACGAACACGCGGAUACAGGAGUCCGUCGGCACGAUCGUGUACCGCCUCGACAUCCCGUACGCGGACUUCGUCUGCCGGGGAUUCGUCAACUCGGAGACCAGCAUAGGCGCCGUGUUCGAGAAGAUGCUGCACCCGAUUCCCGGGGCCUCGUUAGUCAUAAGCGGCUUCCUGAAUCACAAGAAGCAGCAGUUCCGCGUCGGCGUCGGCCUGAACAUCGGCUAACGACGUUCCUUAACAUCGUGACCGGGACUUAAACACGACAACA